AGAUAGAUAGAUAGAUAGAUAGAUAGAUAGAUAGAUAGAUUAUUGUUCUUCUUCCUCUUUUUCCCCCAAUGUCUAUUAUCUGUAGACCAGUGCAUUCUUGCAUGGGCCGCUGUGUUCGAGGCGCGCGCGCGCGUGUUUGGUUCACUCCUCCACGACGCAGGAUCUCUCCAUCGCUUCCGCGGAAGAACCCCGUCUCUGCUGUCCCAUUAAAGAUGGAGCUGUCUGCGGCAGGGGACCGAGUGUUUGCCGCUGAGGCCAUCCUGAAGCGCCGCAUCCGUAAGGGACGGAUGGAGUACCUAGUGAAAUGGAAAGGAUGGGCAAUAAAGUACAGCACAUGGGAACCUGAGGAGAACAUCCUAGAUGAACGACUCGUUGCAGCAUUUGAACAAAAAGAGCGGGAACAGGAGCUGUAUGGACCUAAAAAGAGAGGCCCAAAACCUAAAACAUUGCUUCUGAAGUCAAGAGCACAGGUUGCAGACACUUCCUCAAGAGUCCCGGAGUUCAAGCACACUCGCCCUCAGCAGCAUUCCAAGCUUCCUCCGCCCUCUGCUACACCGUCCUACACCCCAACCGUCCCUUCCAACGCUAAACUGCAAUCGGGCACCGCUCAGCCCAAACUGAAGAAAGACAUUCACCGCUGCCAUCGCAUGGCACGUCGGCCCUUGCCCCGUCCAGACCAGACAAUCGGUCCCUCCAGUCCUUUUUCGUCCCGUCCGACAGUCAGUCCUUUCUCAGAAACGGUCCGCAUUCUCAAUCGUAAAGUCAAACCAAGGGAAGUAAAGAAAGGACGGGUCAUUCUGAACCUCAAAGUGGUUGACAAGGCUGGGAACGGCGCAGUUGCUAACAGUAGAAGGACACACGUGCCCUCCACCCAGCAGUCCCAUUUUGGGCGGCUGAAGAUUCCGUCCCGGAACAGGGUGAUUGGGAAAAACAGGCGGUUUGGAGAGGUGUCCUACCGAGGAAUCCAGCCCACCAUUAAAAGUUCUGGGUUUCCUGUUUUCGGAAAACUCUUCGAUUCUCACUCCCUGAGCAAUGCCGAGAACCAGACUCAAAGUGGAGAGAGUCGUAAUAACACAACAAACAAUCUCGCUUCCUCCCAAAGUUCAAAGGCGGAUGUGUCCAAAGGUCAGACUCUUGAUGAACUGCCUCCGUCAAACUCGAGCUCUGAAGUUUCAGAUGGCGAGCCACCCUCCCCGCCACAAACCCAAUCCCAGCAUUCCUCAUUGCCACCAAAGGCCUCUGCAACCAAGGCCCAAGAUCCUGCCCUUCACAAACUGAGCGCUCAACCUGCAGCAUCCAAAAACAGCUCGGGUCCUUCUGCUCUUCCAUCUUCUCCUAUGUUUUCCUCAUCGUCCUCUGCCUCGUCAUCUUCAGAAGACAACGAACACAUCCUGGACCUCUCCGUACCUCAUGAAAUGGACAGGCGAUUGCGGCGACGCCAUCCCUUCUCUGGCCGUCAUCCGCUCAAGGUCCCAGAGGUGCCCGUGUCGGAGGAACCGUCGGAGGAAGAGGAAGAUUUGGACUGGCAUCCUGACAUGACCUCCCGAUGUGCCAAUGUAGUCGUGACGGACAUCACAGCUAACCUCCUCACCGUAACGAUCAAGGAGUUCUGUCAUCCGCCAUCCGCUACUCCUCCUCCCUGCUACCCCAAAAAUAUAUCACCUCAACACGACACAAAACAGCCAAAGGACCACCCCAACAAAGCAUGAGUGCGGACACCACAGAAACAGCCUCCUCCAGCCUUCAGAAGGGAUUUUAGGAGUUGCCUAUGAAUAUCUAUUCAUGUCAUCGAGAUCAAGCUCUCAGUCCUGCUCUCUGCAGCUUGCGCCAACAUUGGUGAUCCUAAAUCCCUGAUAUUUCCAGCAAGCACUGAAUAUCCCUGUAAUCCCACUUAACCAGCUCUCCAAGACGUGUGCAUGGAGAGGGAUUGAGAAUCAAGAUCCCCGUCAGGAGAUUGGCUCUGAGUCCAGGGCAUCAUUCUGUUUGUCUCGCUGAAUCCUGACUCUUAUUCUUCCUCCACAUCUGCUGACAGUUUAGCUCAAACCUCCAUGAUGAGGAUCUUUUAAGGACACACUCUCCCACUGACCUGCAUAAAAGGGAUUUUUAUUCUAAUGGAGUUGUUUGUUCAGCCAUAUUGUUUAUUUAGCCAUAUUAUUAUUCUUUUUUCAAACGGCACAUUUGAGGAAUUGGAAAUCCCUCAGUACUUAGAAUGCAUGUUUUCAUGUUUGUGUUAUUUAAAAAGUUUCAAGUGUUAAUGCACUCGUGCCUUUGUGCAAAAGAAGGGUUUUUGAAUAUGUAAAUAUUUUGAAACACCAUACAUAGUUCUUAUUUUGGUGUGAUUCAUUUGAGUGAAGUUUGAAUAUGUGGCAUUCAUUUCAUAGGACAUGCGUGCAGCUACGGUUUCAUGUACGUCAGAAUGACAUGAGAUGACUUUCCCAUGGCUUUUAUAUACAAAGCAUUGUGUUAAACUUUGUAUUAUGUUGCCUUGACAAAGCCAAUGUAAUGUACUAUUAUACUGCACACACCUAUGUUAACUCAUGCUAAAGCAUUCAAACUACAUCCAGCCAGAUCUGUAGUGUCAGCUGAGACUUAUAAAGCACACAGAAUAUGCGCAGAUCAUUAAUGCCCCAAAUGUUUGAGAAUGAGCCCUUAGUUCACUGUGUUAGUUCAGAUCUGUUCUGUUUAACAUCAACUACAACUUUGUUGUAACAUUGCUUGAGAGAAAAGGGGAAUAUAUUCUUAAUAUCCAUUAUUAUGCAGAUUGUUUUAAAUGUAAAUCAUUUUUGAACCCUGAGUAAACCUUUUUUUGUUUUUGUUUUUCGCGUUCUGUCUGAAACCACUUAUUAGUGAUGAUUAUGUGAAUGAUUUAUGCAUUUUGAUUUGUUCGUUUUAGUUGUAAAUAUUCAUUUUUCUAUAAUAACUUCAUGCUUGAUUUUUAUUCUGUACUUCAAUAGCAGAAUGAGAAUUAUUUUUCAUUGCUUUAUGUAUUGUGUACAGAUUUGUAAUUGACAGAGUGUCGAAAAUCAUGGCAAUUUUUGUACCGUCUUUGAAGUAGAAGUGUAGCUAAGCUCACUGACCCUGUUUUAAUAAAGGAAUUACAGUUGUGGUUUUGCUAAUUA
Molecule: messenger RNA, 3119 nt
Organism: Carassius auratus (goldfish)
Lineage: Eukaryota; Metazoa; Chordata; Actinopteri; Cypriniformes; Cyprinidae
Product: chromobox protein homolog 6-like
Exons: 6
Coding region: 69-1709 (546 amino acids)
Biological process (GO): negative regulation of transcription by RNA polymerase II
Cellular component (GO): PRC1 complex; chromatin
Molecular function (GO): chromatin binding
Source: RefSeq, a predicted model, not a curated record